CCCUAAAGUUUUAUAUUUUUAUCCUUUUUUCCUUCCAAGAAACUCAAGGCAGCCUACAUGAUUAUCCUCUUCCUUUCAAUCUUAGCUUCACAACAAGAAUCCUGUGAUGAAGGUUAUGAUCCCAUCCACCUUUGCAGAAUGAUUAUUGCAGCUUCAAAGUUGGAAAGAAUGGUGAGACUUGGCUUAUCCUGCUCACCAGGCAGCAGUGCAGAUUGCUGGAUAUGACAAGCAAAAAAUUAGAAACCUGCUUCUUGGGACUUUGCCAAUUGCACCUGUAUUUCUUACAAAUGAAGAGAUUUUACUGGUGUGGUGUGACUAAAGAUGGCAGAGAUGCAGAUGGAUCAGGACCUUGCCAGGCAGCUCUUUUUUGAGGGUGCCACAGUUAUAAUUUUGAAUGUGCCACAAGGAACAGAGUUUGGCAUUGACUAUAACAGCUGGCAGGUGGGCCCCAAGUUCCGUGGAGUCAAGAUGAUACCUCCAGGUAUUCACUUCCUUCACUACAGCUCUGUUGAUAAGCACAAUAGAAAAGAAAGUGGUCCUCGCACUGGGUUUUUCUUGAACUUGCAACAGCGUGAUGUGCGAGUGUUGCGCUGGGACCAAGUCAAAGAGGAAGUGGACCUCACUCCAGCAUCUGAGAAUGAGACUGAAGCAAUGAGGGCCAACCUCCAAGAGAUAGACAAGUUUCUGGGUCCUUAUCCAUAUGAAGCUCUUAAAAAAUGGAUCUCCCUCAGUAACUUCAUUAAUGAAUUUGUGAUACAAAAGCUGCAACCAGAAAGUGGACAGAUAUGUGCCUUUUCAGAGGUGCUGCCUGUUUUGGCUGGAAAGUAUACAGAAGAUCGAAUUGAACAGAACCUGCCCCCGUAUGACACAGCGUGCAAAAGCUAUGCAGAAGGCCUUGCUCGGUUGCCUAAAAUGCAGGUGAAAGCUGGCACUGAGAUCAGAUUCACAAAAAUACCUAAGCAAAUGUACCCUGAAGGUGCUACACCAGAGGAAGUCACCAGACACAGUAUGGACCUCAGCUAUGCCCUAGAGACAGUUAUCAAUAAACAAUAUGCCAGCAAUUCCCAGGAUGUGCUUGGGGAAUUGCAGUUUGCCUUCAUCUGCUUCCUGAUUGGGAACGUAUAUGAUGCAUUUGAGCACUGGAAAAAACUGCUGAAUCUCUUAUGCAGGUCAGAGGAUGCCAUAGCAAAGCAUCAAGCCUUGUUCAGCAACCUCAUUUCUGUCCUUUAUCAUCAGCUCAGUGAAAUCCCAGCGGACUUCUUUGUGGACAUAGUCUCCCAAGACAACUUUUUAACCAGCACCUUACAGGUAUUCUUCUCUUACACCUGCAGUCCAGGUGUUGACAGGAGUCUAAGGAAGAAGGCAGAGCGAUUUAAAGCCCAUCUAACCAAGAAAUUCAAGUGGGACUUUGAGGCAGAGCCAGAGGACUGUGCUCCAGUAGUUGUGGAGCUGCCAGAAGGGGUGCUUGCGGACUGAAUGAGCAUUGUCUCCUCUCUGUCUUUUGCAUUCUCAUACCGCCCUUGGUUCUCUGGUCAGUUAAUCAAUGCAUAAUUCAUGUUCUACAGUUCUGAUUCAUGAUUCCUUCAUUGAGACCAAACUGAAAAAAUCUAGCAAAAGAGCAUAUCUUGUUCCUGCUGGAAAAUAGCAUUCUGGAAAAAUGAGGAUUAGAUUACUUGUGGUCUGCAUACCAAAUUGAGUCACACUGUUCUCCAAAGCCUUGCUCUGGCUUAGUUCUUUUGUUACUGCAAUCCUCAUGUAAAUUUACCAGAGAGUUAGUCCCAUUGAGCACAAUGGGACUUUCUGUUUUAUGAGCAGGUGUGACUUAUGAUGGACUUCUGUUUGUUGACAGCCUAAUUUGAGACAAUAGGUUUUUGCUCUUGGUUUGCUUAUUCUUUAGUAUCACACUAUAUAAGUGGGAAGGUGGUAAGCCUGAUUGGUCUUGUACUUGGAAAGUUGUGCAUCAUCUUCUAGCACAUGCUUGAGCUGAACAAAGCUGAACAGAAAAAUCUCAUAAGCACUGUAAAUGGAGUUAGCCCACACAACUGAAGCUUGUCACUCAUUGUAAAUCUUCAAGGUUUGCUUUUAUUGUUAUCCUCCCUGCUAGAGCUUUAGGAUGUCAUAUUCAAUUAUGAUGUCUCCACCUAUUUCCUGAGCACUGCUAAAGGAAGCAAAUGUGAAGAAAAAGAGACAUUUCAUUUUUAAUCCAGGGGGCUAUCUAAACCAUACUAAAAAGUGUUAAUUCAGGGUUCUUAUUUCUUUUUACUUGCAUCCUUUCUCAGGGUAGCAAAGACUUUUGGUUACUUCAGAGUAAUGGACGUGCUGUAGCCUGCAGCAAGCACACAACUUGAAUGCUUUCUCUGGGGUGCAAGAUACUGCUGAAUUUUUCAAACAAGGAUCUCUACCCUGUAGGGAUUUAGCUGUUAGUUUUGCUCAUUCCUUUGUAGGCUCUUAGGCUCCGUCAGGUAUUGAUAGUGUAUCCAACAAAAGAACUACAUUAACGUCAAUAGGCAAUAUAUCUUUCUGUAUUAGGUUUCCUUUCAAAGUAUCCCUAAAAUCUUUUGUAUGUGAAAUAGUUUGGCAAAGAUGUGUGUUUGGUUACUGUUAAUGCUGCUGUGUGGAAGGUGCAACACUGUUUAUGAUGCUUACCACCUUGCUCCUGCCCAGUCACUAGAAAUAGUGUUCAAGUGCUAUUAAACUUUUGAUAUGUUUACCGUUGUUA
Molecule: messenger RNA, 2719 nt
Organism: Varanus komodoensis (Komodo dragon)
Lineage: Eukaryota; Metazoa; Chordata; Lepidosauria; Squamata; Varanidae
Gene: AAR2
Product: AAR2 splicing factor
Exons: 4
Coding region: 322-1476 (384 amino acids)
Biological process (GO): spliceosomal tri-snRNP complex assembly
Source: RefSeq, a predicted model, not a curated record